This is a messenger RNA of Clunio marinus, 1583 nucleotides long. Lineage: Eukaryota; Metazoa; Arthropoda; Insecta; Diptera; Chironomidae. The record is from the annotation of a GenBank genome assembly.
GUUUAUAUGCUAACUUUUCAAUAUUUCAUUUAAUUUAAACUCGAUUAAGCUUUUAAAAAAAAUCCAUGUCUAAUACUGAAAGUGUAAAUGGACAAGAUGAUGUUCAAGACAGAAAGCAGAAGAAACAUGACAGUGGAGCUGCAGAUCUAGAAAGAGUUACUGACUGGACAGAAGAAUCUGAAAUUUCAAAAGAUAUUUCAAAUGCUGUGAAUCUUUUUGCAGAUAAGCGUAACAAAGAACAUGAAGAGAAGUUAGCAAAAGAACAUGAACUUCAGAAAAUUCAAGUUAAAAAGGAACAUUUGGAACUAGUUAUGACAGAAUUGGAAGUGUCAACUACAACAGGUGAAAAAGCUCUUCGUGAAAGUAAAGGCGAUGUUGUGCUUGCAUUAAAAAAUCUAAUAAAAGUAGCUGAAAAAGUUAUUGACCUAGAUCUAGAAAGAGUUACUGACUGGACAGAAGAAUCUGAAAUUUCAAAAGAUAUUUCAAAUGCUGUGAAUCUUUUUGCAGAUAAGCGUAACAAAGAACAUGAAGAGAAGUUAGCAAAAGAACAUGAACUUCAGAAAAUUCAAGUUAAAAAGGAACAUUUGGAACUAAUUAUGACAGAAUUGGAAGUGUCAGCAACAACAGCUGAAAAAGCUCUUCGUGAAAAUAAAGGCGAUGUUAAAAUUCAAGUUAAAAAGGAACAUUUGGAACUAAUUAUGACAGAAUUGGAAGUGUCAACUACAACAGGUGAAAAAGCUCUUCGUGAAAGUAAAGGCGAUGUUGUGCUUGCAUUAAAAAAUCUAAUAAAAGUAGCUGAAAGAGUUAUUGACCUAGAUCUAGAAAGAGUUACUGACUGGACAGAAGAAUCUGAAAUUUCAAAAGAUAUUUCAAAUGCUGUGAAUCUUUUUGCAGAUAAGCGUAACAAAGAACAUGAAGAGAAGUUAGCAAAAGAACAUGAACUUCAGAAAAUUCAAGUUAAAAAGGAACAUUUGGAACUAGUUAUGACAGAAUUGGAAGUGUCAGCAACAACAGUUGAAAAAGCUCUUCGUGAAAAUAAAGGCGAUGUUGUGCUUGCAUUAACAAAUCUAAUAGAAGAAGCUAAUUUUAAGAAGGCAUUUAAUUUAACACUGUCAAAUUUAAUGAAGCAAAACAUUGUAGUUUUGCCUACUAAAAAUGAUGAAAGUUUUUAAAUAAAAAAAGGAAACCCAGGAGGUAAGGACAUCAAUUUUUUUCAAUUUUCUUCGAAUAAAGGUUUUCAUUUGUAAUUGUGCCAUGAAAUCUAAGUUAUUUAUCUACCUCCUAUGCCUACCGUGUUCUUCAUAUAAUAAAAUAAAAAAAAAAGAAUUAUAUUUACUCCUGUAAUAAGCUGAAAUGAAUAACGAGAAAAUGUUACGAAAUUAAUUCCAUCAAUUUAUUCGCCACUUAAAUUUGAGUGUUUAUGCAAUAAUAAAAUAUCAAAACAUAAUACAAAGUUCUGCAAUUUUUUUUCAUGAUAUGUUAUCAAAUUCCACCGCAAAAUUAAUUUUAUGUGAACUUAAUAGUAAAAUAAAGUUAUAAUUUUAACCUCCACCUUACCCUAUCACCCAUCUUAUUCUUAGUAU